Molecule: messenger RNA, 2020 nt
Organism: Fonticula alba
Lineage: Eukaryota; Rotosphaerida; Fonticulaceae
Exons: 7
Coding region: 1-1854 (617 amino acids)
Biological process (GO): proteolysis
Molecular function (GO): metalloendopeptidase activity
Source: RefSeq, a predicted model, not a curated record
AUGUCCUCCCAUUUGAUCAAGUCCCUGGUGGCCGUCUUGGCCCUGUCUUCGGCGGCCGUCCUCGCGUCGGAGGCCACCACCGCUGCCCUGCAUGAGCAGGUGGCCCUGGAGAAGUCCAUCGAUGCGCGCCUGUCGCUGGCCGAGCAGUUCGCGUCGGACAUCAACUCCGCCGUUGUCCCCUCCUCGGAGCGUGCUCGUCGCGAGGCCCAGCGCGAGUCGGAUGCCCGCAUCCUUCGGACCCGUGGCAUCCAUGAUAUGCUCAAGCGCGUGGAUCUGGUCGCGCCGCGCAUUCAAACGGUCGAGGCCCGCGGCGCCGCUGCCGGCUCCGCCCCGCCCACCAUGAAGCUGGUUCUCUCCAGCGAGCGCGACGAGUUCCAGUUCGACCUGAUCCACAACAGUGACCUGUUCAUGGCCGGGCCCUCGGUCGGCCAAUUGAACCCCCGCCUGAACCGGGCCUACAAGGGCCGCGUCACCCGCCAGUCCGACGGCAAGACCAGCUCCGUGGUGGCCAUCACCUGGAACGACAAGCGCCUGGAGGGCUUCUGGCGCUUCGACCAGGAGGACGGCUGGUGGCAUGUGGCCACCGAUGAGAAGAGCCUCAUCGCCCGCGAUGCCAACCACGCCAUCGUGUACCACGAGUCGGACCUCACCGAGGCCGCGGCCAAGCAGCUCCAGCGGCGGACGUGCUCGGCCCGCGCGCCCACCGUCACCAUCGAGGGGGCCCCGGCGGCCGCGACCAAGAAGCAGACCGCGCGCACCCUGCUGGAGGAGGAUGCCGUGGGGGCCCCGGCGGCCGCGACCAAGAAGCAGACCGCGCGCACCCUGCUGGAGGAGGAUGCCGUGGUGACGGCCGCCGACGCCAUGCGCGCCUCGCCCGAGGCCGCCGCCGCCACCCUGGCCACCACCAUGGAGGCCCGCGCGGAGACGCCCCUGUACAUGGAGCUCAGCAUGAUCGGCGACUCGUAUCUGUUCAGCCGGUAUGGCAGCGAGGCGGCCGCGCAGCAGCGCCUGGUCGGCGUGGCCAACGGCGCGGCGGUCCUCUAUGAGAAUGGCGACAAGGUCUUCUGGCGCCCCCUGCGCCUGGUCCUCACCCGGACCGAGGCAUUCUCCUCGGACCCCUUCAACUCCUCCAGCGAUGCGGACCGCCUGCUGCCGAACUUCUGCAACUGGCGCUACAGCAAGAUGAACGGCGAUGUCGGGCAGCUGCUGACCGGCCGUGAUCUGCAGGUCGACGGGGACUAUGGCGUCGUGGGGUAUGCCCCUCUGAAUGCCAUGUGCUCGCCAACCUCCUGCGGCAUCAACGAGGACACCGUCGCCUCGCUGGCUUUCACCGCCGAGACCGUGGCCCAUGAGAUUGGCCAUACGCUCGGUGCCAACCAUGAUGGCGAUGGCAACAGCUGCCCCAUCACCGGCUAUGUCAUGGCCUGGGCCAGUGCCCCGGGCAAGCUCAGCCAGGAGUGGAGCACCUGCAGUGCCCGGUCCAUUGAGUCCUACGUCAAGUCCCUCGGGGCGGACAACUGCAUGACGAAUGUCGUCAACUACGUGGCCCCGACCAACAUCCAGGGCAACUGCCUCGGACGCCCGGUGGCUGAUGGCACCUACUGCGAGGCAGAUGGGACUUUCCUGUGGUGCCCUCGCGGUGCGCGCGGCUUCUGCCCGACGAACUUCUCCUGCGUCGCCACCAGCACCUCUUCGGCUGUGUGCCAGAAUGCCAACGGCGAGACGGCCGAGCCGAUCGUCGGGCCCACCCCCACCAAGCGCCCCAACUCCGCCGCCAUGCGCUCGCCCCUCGGCGGGCUGGCCGUGUCGGCAGCCGCUGCCGUGGUGGCCGCGUGUCUUUCCACCAUCCUGUAAGGUCCCCUAGAGAUGUGCCAUUUUUUCGAUCCCUCGCGGGAGAUCAUGAAUGAAGGCUCGCGCGCGAGCAACCACCCCCCACACUCCCCCACCCGCGCAUACACGGAGCACAGAGAUAGGGGGAAAGACCCGACAAGAGAUCUAUAUAUAAUAUACACACCUUCAC